GAUCCGAGGCCGAGCGGCAGGAGCGGCCAUGGCGGCGGCGGCGGGGGGUCCGGGGCCCGGCGGGGGCGGCCGGCGCGGAGCCCGCAGGGGGGCGGCCAACAUCCUGGCCCAGCUCCGGCACGGGCAGCUGAGCGGCCGGGGCCUGACCCGGGGGGCGCAGAUCACAGAAGCCUUGUUAAAGGAAAGGGAUAAACAAGCAAAAUGGAAUGGAAUUCCCCUGCUGUUGCAGAAACUGUAUGAGAACAGCCAUCCGAACAGCGACCUCUCUCAGUGCCAAAGCAUCCUCAAGGAAAUUUCUCCACUUCUGUCAAUGGAGGCCAUGGCAUUUGUCACAGAGGAUAGAAAAGCUGCUCAAGAAUCCACUUUCCCAAACACAUACACGUUUGAUUUGUUUGGAGGAGUAGAUCUUCUAGUGGAAAUUCUUAUGAGACCAACUCUUAUUACACAGAAAAAGAAACAGAAAAUAAGUGACGACCUGAUCAAGGACUGCUUAAGCAUAUUGUACAACACUUGCAUAUGUACUGAAGGAGUCACUAAACGAUUGGCAGAAAGAAAUGAUUUUGUGUUGUUCCUGUUUACAUUGAUGACAAACAAAAAAACAUUUCUGCAAACAGCAACGCUUAUUGAAGAUAUCCUAGGAGUUAAAAAGGAAAUGAUACAAUUAGAAGAUAUUCCCAAUCUUGCAAGUCUAGUAUCCAGUUUUGAUCAACAGCAACUUGCCAAUUUCUGUAGGAUCCUUGCAGUCACAAUUUCAGAACUUGACACAGGGAGUGAUGACAAACACACGCUUCUUGCUAAAAAUGCACAGCAGAAAAAAAAUUUGGGUCCUUCUCGAGCUGAAGUUAAUCAAGCUACACUCCUGAAUAUUCCAGGCUUUGUUGAGCGAUUAUGCAAACUGGCAACGAGGAAAGUAUCGGAAACAACGGGUACUUCCAAUUUCCUUCAGGAGUUAGAGGAAUGGUACACCUGGCUGGACAAUGCACUUGUUCUUGAUGCCCUGAUGCGGGUAGCAAAUGAGGAGGCAGAGCAGAGCAGCACAGAAUCUUCAGAUGAAAGUGGAUUAGCCAAUACCUCAACAAGAACUCAGCUUCCGCAGUCCAUGAAGAUCAUGCAUGAGAUCAUGUACAAGCUGGAGGUGUUGUAUGUUCUCUGUGUAUUGCUGAUGGGGAGACAGAGGAAUCAGGUUCACAAAAUGAUAGCAGAAUUCAAAUUGAUUCCUGGCCUUAAUAACCUGUUUGACAAACUGAUCUGGAGGAAACAUUCAGCAUCAGCCCUUGUUCUGCAUGGGCAUAACCAAAAUUGUGACUGUAGUCCAGACAUUACUUUAAAGAUACAGUUUUUGAGGCUUCUUCAAAGUUUUAGUGAUCAUCAUGAGAACAAGUAUCUUCUGUUAAACAGCCAAGAACUUAAUGAACUGAGUGCAAUCUCCCUCAAAGCCAACAUCCCUGAAGUAGACGCAGUUGUCAACACAGACAGAAGUCUAGUCUGCGAUGGAAAAAGAGGUUUGUUAACCAGGCUACUACAGGUCAUGAAGAAGGAACCAGCUGAGUCCUCUUUCAGGUUUUGGCAAGCAAGGGCAGUUGAGAGUUUUCUACGAGGUGCCACUUCCUAUGCAGACCAGAUGUUCCUGUUAAAGAGAGGACUCUUGGAGCAUAUUCUCUACUGCAUUGUUGACAGUGAGUGCAAAUCACGGGAUGUGCUUCAGAGUUACUUUGAUCUGCUGGGAGAACUGAUGAAAUUCAACAUUGAUGCUUUCAAGAGGUUCAACAAAUAUAUCAACACAGAUGAGAAGUUUCAGAUCUUUUUGAAUCAGAUCAACAGUUCACUGGUUGACUCAAACAUGUUGGUUCGCUGCAUUACAUUGUCUCUGGACCGAUUUGAGAACCAGUCUGAUAUUAAAGUUGCAGAAGUCUUGUCAGAGUGCCGCCUGUUAUCAUACAUGUCUCAGAUGUCCAUGAGAAUGUCCUUCCUUUUCCGCCUCAUUAAUAUUAUUCAUGUACAGACACUCACACAGGAAAACGUCAGUUGUUUGAACACAAGCUUAGUUAUCUUAAUGCUGGCCCGAAGGAAAGACAAGUUACCCUUCUACCUGCACACACUGCAAGAGAUGGAAUAUACGGAAAAAUACCCAGGGUUCAUCCUGAACAACUUUCACAGUCUCCUGCGAUUCUGGCAACAGCAUUACCUCAACAAGGACAAAGACAGCACCUGCUUAGAAAAUAGUUCAUGUAUUAGUUUUACCUACUGGAAAGAGACUGUAUCUAUACUGCUUAGUCCCGACCGGACAUCACCCUGUGCCAUAGUUAGCUAUAUUGACGAGGCGUAUAUGGACAUUGACAGAGAUUUUACUGAGGAGUGAUUCUUCAGACUGGCUUCGAAUGGACGGCGCUUGGAGGGUAUCUGGCAGAUGGAUUUUCAGGGAUACGCUGCGUAGUGUGUGCGUGUGUGUGUGUGCGUGCGCAGGCUUGGAACCAUGGAUGUUACUGCUUUGUUAAAGACUCUUCCCCCACCUCUGAUCUCUGAAGGACAGGACUUCGUAAGCUAUCUGGGCGACAUAUUCAGGGACGGAGCUUCCAGUUGUUUUGGGAUAAAAAUAAUCACCUGCAAAAACCUAGCCUUUUUCUGGCACCCCCAGUGUAGCGUGGCUAGACAAGGAUACUCCACAUUAGUUGUGGCUUCUCCUUGUGGCCACCCGAAUUAGCAGGUUAAAAAGCACAGGAAAGGCCCCAGGCCGUCCAAACCAAGGCCUGAUAGGCCAAACGCAUGCAGAUGCCCCCCACACAUCUACUAGGCGCAGUCUUUUCAGGGUUGGGUGUGUCGGGCUGUGGGGAUCAGGGUGGGUUAGAUUGGGUGUGGUUUUGAAUUCCUGGAUGCUGUAGCUCUGUUCACCUUUUUACCAUCCACUUUUGGAUUGUUUGGUGAUAAAUCUGUUUAGCCCACGGCUGUCUGUGCUGUUCCAUUAGGAGGUAACCUCUGCUCCUGCUCUCCUCCAGUGGCUCCUUCCUGUCGGAAGGGGUUCUACAGUGCUGCAGAGAGCAGCAACGUUUCAGUGAGGAGGAAAUUGCAGUCUGGGGACUAGCUUUGACCAGGCUUUAACACAUUAAAAUUGACUGAUUUUUAAACUUGUGGCUUGUCCCUUCUUGGGUUCCUAAUCUGGUUUUAAAAUUGCCUUCAGGAGCACUGCUUUUGCUGCAAGGUUCUCCAUCCUUGAACACGGCUAGUGCUAACUGGAAACCUAACACCGGAGUCUAAGCUUGCAGUCUUCAAUACCUUGAAUCCGCCUACCAACAUUAAUUUUGAAGUGCAAUAUUUACUUGGAGAUGUCAGAUUUUUCCUCGAGUUGUUGUUUUAAUCACAGUAACACUGCUAGAUGCUGGGAAUAAAAGACCCUUUGGUCAAAAUCACUUUGUAAAGUACGUUUUUAAAAAACAAGUUUGGCAAAAAUCUGUCUGCUUUGCCUGAGCUUGCGAUUCCUAAUCAACAGCAUCAGACCAGGUCGUUCAAAGGCAGGUGCUGGAUGUGGCCCGAGAUUUCUUGGAAUGAAAUAAGUCAGUGCAGUGUUGAGCCGCUGCAUUUAAAGCAAAUCUCAUGCCUCUGUGGCGUACAUUGAGACCCAUUUUCCUAUUCUUCCCCCAAAUUGUACAUGUGAAUUUUAAUUAUUUAGAUGUUAAGUUUACACUAAUGUAUGGUAGCUCAGACAGCCACUGGGAAACAUCCUUCAAACAUAUUGCAGUGAGUGCAAGUGAGGGUAUCCCUGACUUGCAGUGUCCUCCCCUUCUGUGACCAGCACCUCCUUCCCCAAGACUUGAUCUGCAACCAGAAGGAAAGGAGAGCAACUACAGGGUAGCCAGUCUGGGCACAGACACACAAUGGUUGUCUUAAUGUGUAGGACCUUUGCCAGCAAAAGGGAUACAAAUCUUUGGAUCCCUGAAGCAAGGUUUGAACGUGCAGGGCAGAUGGUCAGCCCCUGACAUUGGAUUGUACCGUCUGAAAAACUUGAUUCUGAAGAGUGUUGACCUGCUUGUAAUUGAAGUCACCUUUGAAAUGGCUACACUGUUAGAACUGAGUGAAUGCUGCAAUGCCCAGGCUAGUCUUAAUCCACACUUUGGUGUCCGCCCCGUGCGGUUCACAUUCAGACUGACCGAUAAAACGGAGAGUCAGGAGCAAGGGGCCAACAAGUUCCAAAACUGCUGAGCCAGUGCAUCCAACUGGAGCUUUAACCGAGUUUAUAAGGAGCUAUUAAUGUCUUCCCCCUGCGGGAUUUCCUUCCCCUAGGGAGAUUUUACUUAAACACACAGCUCCAGUAGAUGCCAUUCCUCCAAAACGAGUCGACACAUUGGGAGAACCUUUUGCCAUGGCAGCUGCAACUCUCUUCAUCAGCUUUCCCUCGGGAGCAAAUUUCUUUUCCAUCUGUCCUUGUUUGUUUGUUUUUCUUGGGAUAUUUUUGGGUUUGUGAAUCUUUGCUUAUUCUUAACUGUAAUAGAUGUACACUUAAAAAUAAAUGCUUCAGAUGAGAAGGCGUUGAAGUUACAAGAAUGCCUUUUCCCUAAUCCAGCUAAUUGUUACAUCCAAAGAUUGAUGCUAUAAAUCUGCAGAGAAUAGAUUUUACUCUUAACUUAAUCUGUGUAUUUCUGGAACUUGCAGGUAGGGGCCAAGCUGUUUGCCCUUGUUUUAGACAUCCCCCUCAUCAUGUGUUUUAGCAGCUCCAGGGUCUGAGCUUGGAGCCAGGCUCUUUCAUCACUUGGUUCUGAUUGAACUGGCUUGGUUCGGACAGGUGCACAGAAGCAAUCUCUCCUCCCACGAAGGAGCUGAGCUGGUCUGGUCUCCCUGGAGGGAAGGCUCUGUCUGAUUUAUGUGAAAGGACAGAGGAUCCUUCAUAAACUGAGCAUUUCUAACAAUUUUUUUAGCUUUAUUUUAAGGCACUAAAUAGGCUGGGGUUAAAGCUCACACUCAUGCUCUCUUGGCUUCCAUGGAACUCUUCGUUGGCAUUAGCCGCUCGUAUAAACCUACCCUGCAAGUGGCCAGAGGUGGCUCGAUCCUUCAUUCCUACUGUGGUAGCAACCUGUUAUUCAAUGAAAAUGUCUGAGGAAUGGUGUGAGGGCAGGAAUGUUAACGUGAUGGACCAGAGAGCUCGCUGAUGUUGCUGCUGUCGUUAGUGUGGUUUUCAGCAGCUCCGUUGGGACUGUUGGGGGUGGCGGUGGGAUCCCAGCUGGUUAAUGUUCCUGGAAUUCUGCACUAUCCCAAAUGCAUUGCUGAGGUUUUUGCUGCCCGGAUUAUUGCCAAUUUACUAACUGCAAACAAGCGUAUUAAAUGGAAACUAUUAAAGAACUCUAUUUUAAAAGAAA
Molecule: messenger RNA, 5345 nt
Organism: Chrysemys picta bellii (western painted turtle)
Lineage: Eukaryota; Metazoa; Chordata; Testudines; Emydidae
Gene: TRPC4AP
Product: transient receptor potential cation channel subfamily C member 4 associated protein
Biological process (GO): ubiquitin-dependent protein catabolic process
Cellular component (GO): Cul4A-RING E3 ubiquitin ligase complex
Molecular function (GO): phosphatase binding
Source: RefSeq, a predicted model, not a curated record